GGUCUGUUAAAAGGUAAGUACGGUGUAUCUCGGAACGUUAUUGUGGGGAACUGCUAGAGUGGGGACAAAGGGGCAGUACGUUAGGGUUAUUUUUAUUUUUCGCCUUCCCAGAAUGCGUCCUAAUUGGCGAUUUUUAGUAAAUUAUUUGACUGGCUGUAGUGGAGGUAAAUUGUCCUUUCAAGACGGUUCUUAGCUGAAUUCUCCCUAAAGGAAAUAUUACCCAUUUUAAACCGAGCAACUUAAUUUUAAAGGGACGUCCUCCCUUAAAAAGAAAAGAAAAAAAAUACUUUCAAGCCCCCGCCCUGCUGAUGAUCGUCGCGGCUUACUCUAGUUAACAAAGGCUUGUUAUUGCGUAACAGUUCGGUUUUAUUGCUUGCUUUUUUCCCCUCUGAGUUUAAAUUCUUAAGCUUAACUUUGUGAUUUUUUUUCUCUUUUCUUGUUAUAGGUUUGGUUUGGCUUGAGAUACCACCGUCGAACUUGCUCCGCGAAACAAAGAGAAAAAUACCCCCACAAUCUUGAGCCUCUGAGACGACACUAAAAAAGCCAGCUACAUUUCAGAUCGUCUGUAUUGGGAAGCUGAUAAAAUUCUUUGUGACCUUGAAGGAGAACCGCCACUAAAAAACAUAAAAAACAAAAUUAAUAUUUAGCAACAACUUUCCCUGAUUUUUAAUAGGCAACUUUUUGUUAUUUAUUGACCGCCCAAAAAGUUGCUAUUUUUUUUAAAGAAAUGAAAACCAAAUAUAUAUUUUUCUUUAAAAACACAGCUUAAUCCAAAAAAAGCUAAACCUUGAGGCGCUGUCGACGAGAAAAUUAAUUGGAUAAAUUUCCAACCAUGGGUUCCAGACCGAUAGACCCAAAGGAACUCCUGAAAGGACUGGACUGUUUCCUUGGCAAAGAUGGAGAAGUCAAAACAAACGAAGGAAUCACUAAAAUUUUCAACUUGAUGAAAGAUGCACAGAAGAUGGUCAGUCGCUGCAUCUAUCUGAAUAUCUUGUUGCAGACCAGAACACAAGACAUACUCGCAAAAUUCAUCAAGGUUGGUGGCUACAAGCUUCUCAACACAUGGCUGACUAGCUCAAAAGCAGCGAAUAACGUGCCCCUCCUGCAACAGAUCCUGCUCACCCUUCAGCAUUUACCCCUUACUGUGGAUCAUCUGAAACAAAACAAUACUGCCAAACUGGUCAAGCAGCUCAGCAAGACAAGUGAGGAUGAAGAGCUUCGCAGACUGGCUUCAAUACUGGUCAGCGACUGGAUGGGUGUCAUCCGCUCCCAGAGUAGCUCCCAACCUACAGAGCGAGAGAAGAAAAAGCGGAAGGAGGAGAAUAAAGGCAAAACACCCGUUCAGGAGAAGCCUCAGGAGGCCAAAUCAGAAACCAAGCCUGAAGAGACCCCUGAGAAGAAGAAAGAAAAGCCAAAAUCUCUCCGCACUACAGCGCCCAGCCAUGCAAAGUUCCGUUCCACUGGGCUGGAAAUGGAGACUCCAUCCCUCCUUCCCGUAAAGAAAACUGUCAGUGCUGCAGUAACCUCAGAUAAAUACAACUUGAAGCCAAUACCACUGAAGAGACAGAACACAUCUACUCCCAUUGCAGAAAACCCACCUGCUGAGAAGAAAUACAAGCCCCUCAAUACCACCCCUAACACUACCAAAGAGAUUAAAGUCAAGAUCAUCCCCGCACAACCUAUGGAAGGCUUAGGCUUUUUGGAUGCCCUAAACUCUGCCCCUGUCCCAGGGAUCAAGAUCAAGAAGAAAAAGAAAGUUUUGUCUCCAACUGCAGCAAAGUCGAGCCCCUUUGAAGGGAAGCCAGUGCAAGAAAUGAGUACCACCAAGCCAGCUUCACCAGAGCUUACCCCUGCAUCAGAGCCAAUGGAUGUGGAUAGACCUGGCACCCCUGUACCAGCUGUGGAGGUUCCUGAGCCAAUGGAGACAAACUCCUCUGAGCAGGGUGGAUUGCUGGAUUCCAAACCAGCCGAUAGCCCGGUGGACUCAACCCAGCUGACAAAGAAGGGCAAGAAGAAGAAGACUGUGAGCUGGCCUGAGGAAAGCAAGCUACGGGAGUAUUUCUACUUCGAAUUGGAUGAGACAGAGCGAGUCAAUGUGAACAAAAUCAAAGACUUUGGCGAGGCUGCCAAGCGAGAGAUGCUGAAGGAUCGCGAGGCCUUUGAGACAGCACGUCGGCUCAGUCAUGAUGCCAUGGAGGAGAAGAUCCCCUGGGUCUAUCCGAAACCCAUUGACUUGCCUUCUCCACUGGUUCAUCCAGGAAGCGGGAGCCAGGAGAAGUUCACCCAGGCUGAGCGUGAGAAAGGCAUUUUGCAGGAAAUCUUUCUCUCCAAAGAGAGUGUUCCUGACAGUCCUCAUGAACCUGACCCAGAGUCCUAUGAGCCAGUGCCGCCCAAGCUCAUUCCUCUGGAUGAGGAAUGCUCCAUGGAUGAGGCUACCUACGAGGAAAGACUCGACCCAACCACCGCCUCGCAGUCUCCGGACGGAGCUGGGGGCUCGAAGCUGCCCCCGGUCCUGGCCAACCUCAUGGGCAGCAUGGGGGCAGGCAAGAACCCGCAGGGCCCCAACCCCAACUCCUCCAUCAACGUGCAAGAGAUCCUCACCUCCAUCAUGGGUGGCGCCAACAAUCACAAAACAGAAGAGCUGCUGAAGCAGCCAGAUUACUCCGACAAGAUUAAGCACCUGUUGGGCAACUUGCAGGGUCAGCCUGGACCGGGUCCUUCAGGAGUUCCUCACGGACUGCUUGGAACAGGUCCUGGUCCAGUUCCCAACGGAUUUCCCCCGGGGCCCAAAAACAUGCAGCUCUUCCCUCCUGUAGUUCCAGGACCUAUGCCUGGACCCCACGGGGGCCCAGUUGGUCCUAACAUGCCUCCUGGCCCUGGCGUGCCCAGCGGGCCUCGAAUGAUGGGCCCACCCCCUCCACAGUGUAACGAUGGCUACUGGGACCCUCCCGACAGUGGCAUGCGUGGUGGGCCCCACGGAGGAGGCAUGAGAGGCGGCAGCCCUGGUCCGGGCCCUGGCCCCGCCCCUUUUCACCGUGGGCGAGGUGGCAGAGGCGGAGAGCCCCCUUUCCGUGGACGAGGCAGCAGGCGGAACAGCGGCCCCCCUAAUGGUAGGGGUGGCCCUCCCAACAACAGCAUGGGCGGUGGCCACGGAGGGGGACAUGGCGGUGGCGGCCACGGAGGGGGACACGGCGGUGGCCACGGAGGUCACGGAGGAGGGGGCCACCCCGGGGACCAUGGCAGGGGCCACCCCGGGGACCACGGCCGGGGACAUCCUGGCGGUCAUCCAGGAGACCACGGCCGGGGAUAUCCAGGGGACCACGGCCGGGGACAUCCGGGGGACCACGGCAGGGGACAUCCAGGGGACCACGGCAGGGGACAUCCAGGGGACCACGGCAGGGGACAUCCAGGGGACCACGGCAGAGGUCACCCAGGGGACCACGGCUGGGGGCACGGAGGCGGCCAUGGUGGAGACAGGUCAGAGCGUCCCGUUUGCCGUCACUUCACGAUGAAAGGCAGCUGCAGGUACGAGAACAAGUGUGCCUUCUACCACCCUGGCGUCAACGGGCCGCCCUUGCCCUAGUCGCAGGGCCCCGGCCCCCUCUCCCCAGCUCUUCUUAACUGUGGUAUCAGCACACAUUCCCAUGUCACGGACUCUGGGACUUGAACCCCAACUCUCGAGACUCAUGCUGCAUCCACCUUUUUAUGGCUUCUGUGAGGCCCUUUAAACGUUUGGGGCAAGGGGGAGCCGACCACUCUCCCCUCCGCUGCUACUGAUAUGAACUGCCACAUCCCCCAAAAGAGGAAACCACUGGGAGACACCACCUCCGUCUGGUCUGUGGAGUGAUGAGGCCACCCAUGGCUGUGAAAGCACAAGAGACGUCAGGGCAGGAUUUUUGGAAAAGCCGACUGACCUGUGUAAAUAUCCCUGUCUGUGAGAACCAGCAAAGGAAGAGGAGGCACUGCAGCUCUGAAAGGCCUGCCUGGGCUGGGCUGUAUUCCACCACAGGCUCCCAGGAACCAGGCCUGCACUGAGGACUUUGCUUUUCGUCCAGUAGAACAGCUGGCCUCGGGCAGGCAAACGCUGCCCAAAUUUUAGGAACAUGCAUGUGAGGCAGGGCGAGAAGCAGCUGCUUAUGGAUUAUUCUGCUGUUGACGAAUCUACAGCCCUGGUUGAAGGCCCACUAGGAGAUGGGGGAAUUCCAGUAGUUGCCACUUGCACAAUACCUUACUGGUUCCCCAUCCUCUCCCCUUUAUCAAACCCUCCCCACUGGCUGCAGAGAUGCGGUUUCCUUUGGUGCUAUGUUCUGUCAUUAGGGGAAACCUACAAACUGUUUUCUAUGAAAACUCAACCUUGACUCUAAUGAUUUAGGGGGGUAAUUUUUGUUUUCCUGAUUUAUGUUGUUGGUUGUGGGUUUCUUUUUUUCCUUUUUUUUAAGUGUCUCACAAGGUGUGGGCUUGUCAUUACAUCUUAUGUCUCCCCUUCUCCUUGAAGUGGGUGCAGCCGCCCCUCUCCUGCGGGGAAGGAAAUGUCUCUUCUCUCUCUAAGUUUUGUAUAUUUUGUACAUUAGUAAUAAACAUGGUGGGAAAAUGAGUUAUCUAAUUUAACCCUUGUCGUCUGGGCUGGCUGUUCUUUUCCCUGGCAAAUAAAUUAUGUUGUAUGCAUUGAUCAGGG
Messenger RNA from Zootoca vivipara (common lizard), 4675 nucleotides. Lineage: Eukaryota; Metazoa; Chordata; Lepidosauria; Squamata; Lacertidae. The record is from RefSeq and is a predicted model, not a curated record.